GGGUUAAGAAAGGGGACCUAGAAGUGAAAACUCCUCUUGAUUUUCCUGCUAUUUUCCUCUUAGAACUACUCCCUAAACCCAUUCUAUGGGCCCAGCCAGGCCCAGUGGUGGCUCCAGGAACCAACAUCACUCUCUGGUGCUCAAGACCCAAGGUGUCUUCUGUUAAAAAACGGACAUUCACUCUGUGGAAGAAUAAAACUCAGCUGCCCUUACAAAAGCAGCUCUCAGCAGAGUCCCAGACUGGUUUCUUCCUCUCUUCCGUGAGCCCAGAGGAUACUGGGAGCUAUAAGUGUACUUAUAUGGAAAAGAGUGGCUUUACUAGAGGCUCAAAGAUGAGCGAUGCCCUGGAGUUGGUGGUUCCAGAUUCCUUCCCCAAGGCUUCCCUCUCAGUCCAGCCUAGCCCAGAGGUGGCCUCAGGAAUCAACGUCACCCUCCUGUGUCAUGGGCCCUCUUGGAGUACUGGGUUUCUUUUGUACAAGGAGGGAGAUGACAAAAUCCUUCAAGGCACAGAUAUUAUUCAAGAUGGAGCCCAGUUCUUCUUGACUCAUGUGACCCCCAAGCACUCUGGCAUUUACACAUGCAGCUACCAGCCCAGCACCAAAGGCAGUCUCUGGACACAGCACAGUGACCCUCUGGAGCUAACUGUAAGAGUGCCCAAAAACACCCUCAUCAUCACCCUCAGCUUUAUCUCCAUCCUCCUCUGUGUUGUCCUGUUGACAUUCCUCUGCCAUCCAUCCAGCCCUAUGGGAGCCUUUCUGGGAGACAGCCCUAGGAGGUGCCUCUGCUGUCCUUGUCUUCCCCAGACAGUCCCCCUGUCUCAUCACCUUGAUGCCUCCAGAGAGGAAACUCUAUAUGCAGAAGUGGCCAAUGAGAGACCAAGGGAAAGAAUGGUCACCAAGCCUGAAGAUCCCCAAGGAGUGACUUAUGCUCAACUGAAUAUAAGAACCCUGAAAAAGAAGCAAAUACACUCCGAGGAGCAACCUGUAGAUUCCAUAGUCUAUACCACCAUGUCCUUCCACUGA
Messenger RNA from Gracilinanus agilis (Agile Gracile Mouse Opossum), 1022 nucleotides. Its product is annotated as immunoglobulin superfamily member 1-like. Gene Ontology annotation, cellular component: plasma membrane. NCBI's taxonomy places the organism in Eukaryota, Metazoa, Chordata, Mammalia, Didelphimorphia, Didelphidae. The annotation marks the transcript as partial. The transcript is spliced from 7 exons. The record is from RefSeq and is a predicted model, not a curated record.